Molecule: messenger RNA, 1799 nt
Organism: Leptopilina boulardi
Lineage: Eukaryota; Metazoa; Arthropoda; Insecta; Hymenoptera; Figitidae
Exons: 2
Coding region: 89-415 (108 amino acids)
Biological process (GO): lipid metabolic process
Cellular component (GO): membrane
Molecular function (GO): oxidoreductase activity, acting on the CH-CH group of donors
Source: RefSeq, a predicted model, not a curated record
AUUUCAGGCUUUUUGGGUAUACAUUGUAAGUUUACCAGUAAUACUUAUAAAUUCUCCAAGGCACAAAAUUCCACCGGCUCCAAAAACAAUGACAACCUUAGAUAGUGCUGGAACUGGAAUGUUUUUUGUUGGUCUAUUAGCAGAAACGUAUGCUGAUCUUCAAAAAUUUUCAUUUCGACAAGAUCCAGCGAAUGAUGGAAAGUGGUGUAAUGAUGGUUUGUGGAGACUUUCUAGACAUCCAAACUACUUUGGAGAGAUUACUGUUUGGUGGGGAAUCUUUAUUAUAUCUUUAAAUGUCAUAGAGGGAUUAGAAUGGAUUGUUAUUGCCUCCCCUAUAUUUACAACAUUAAUUAUACUCUUUCUCUCUGGAAUGCCUCUUCUUGAAAAAUCCUCAGACGAAAGAUAUAGAGAGUAAGUAAUACAAUAUGCAAUAGGAAUUUUUAUUUAAUUCUUUUCGUAAUAUAUUCUGUUCCUGCUUGAAGUUUGUUGAUGCGGCCUACUCGCUUAUUUUUAUAAAAAUUUUAUAAUUCGUAAUAAUAAUUUUUGAUGUCAAUACAAUUCAUUUUUGACAAUUAUUUAAUAAAAUGUUUUAGGGUCACUUGGGGUAAAUAGAAACAGAUUUGCUAAGUUUCACCAAUAACAAGUUUUUUCUUUCAAAUCGCAAUUCUUUUGGUUUUUUGUGCAUGGAGUUAUUAUUCAACUUCCGUGGAACAAUUUUAUAGGGUAGUAGAAAAUAUGGGUAUCAUUAAAUCGCAAUUAUUAACUGUUUCUAUUUAGCCCUAAAUUUUUCAACUUUGCUAAAAUUUAGGGGUAAAUAUGAAACAGUUAUUAUUUCUUACAAAAUUUAAGAAAAAAUCAAUUUCAAGUAUGAAAAUGUUAAAAGAUACAAAGAAUUACAUAAAAAAUGGUGUUAGUUAUAAAAUAAUUCAAACUAUUAAAUAAUAAUGCAUUAAAUAAAAAACAAAACAAGUCUAUAUUUGUUAAAUACUAUGUACCGAUGAUAAUAUAAAUGGAUACUAUUUUCAAUACAUUUUUAUAAUGCUGGAAAUAGUGUUGUAAUUUGAUAGAAACAAUUUUCUUUGUCUCUCUGAUAUGAAAAAUAUUGUUUGAAUUUCCGUUUCUAUUUACCUCGAAUUUCCUGUUUUUAGGGGUAAAUAGAAACAGUCUCCUAUUUUUAAUUGAAUUUUGCGAAAUGAAAAAAUCAAAGUUAAUUUUUGUUGUAGUAUGAAUAUAAGAUAAUUAUAAAUAAAAAUAUAAAUUUUUAGUUUAUUUUUUUCCAAAUACGAGUCAAAAAAGUGAAAGGGUGUCUUCUUUGAUUUUAAAUUUUUUAUGCAAUAGGAAAUAACUUUGUUUAUACUGCUGCUAAUUGACAAACGGAAAAUGGGAAAAUAGUUAGAACUUGUUAGGGGUGAUCUAUGGUUCCAGGUUUAAGGCAGUAUUUAUUAUUAAAAUUUUUUAUUUAACUGAAAUAACUACUGUUUUGAUUUACCCCUAGUUUCUAUUUACUCUAACUGACCCUAUAUUUUAACAUUAUAAUUUAAACUAGCUAAAAGAAACGCGCGUAAACGCGCGUGGUAUCUAUAAUUUUUUAUAAAAAAUUAAAAAUUUAUUUUUAUUUGACGAAAAGUUAUCGGAAUAUUGAUCUCACAAAAUUAAUAAUGUUAUUUUUGAAAUCGUUACUGUAUUACUAUUUCAACAUUAUGGUGUUAUAAUAAUAUAAUACCUAUUAUUGCGCAGUAAAUGUGACCUUUAAAUUUUGUACUCAAAUAAAGAUUAUAUGCUACGAUAAUCGAAUUGUU